Messenger RNA from Plasmodium vivax (malaria parasite P. vivax), 1178 nucleotides. RefSeq lists its product as hypothetical. The record is from RefSeq and is a predicted model, not a curated record. Gene Ontology annotation, molecular function: RNA binding. The coding region runs from base 1 to 624 and encodes 207 amino acids. The transcript has 3 exons. Lineage: Eukaryota; Apicomplexa; Aconoidasida; Haemosporida; Plasmodiidae.
AUGCCCGGUAGCACGAAGAGCGACACCAAAUUAGAGAACGAAAUCCGAGUAAGCUACAAGAGUGAUGCUCUAGAUUACGUCUACAAAGCAGUUGUCCUGUUUGAAACGCACGAUGAAGUGAUUUUGUCCGGCGUCGGCAAGGCCAUCACCUCGGUGGUUAACGUCGCGGAGAUGGUCAAGAGAAGGGCCAAGGGAAUACACCAGUGUACCAAGAUUUACGAGAAGGAGCACACCAUCAAGAGAGAAGACCCAGCUGCCGCAAAGAAGGAUGACAAGGAAGAGGAGGAGAAAAAGUUCGUAGAAGGAGAACCCCAAGAGGGAGAAGAAAACGACAAGAAUAAGGAAACGGAAAAUAGAAUAAUUGAAUUCAGAACCACCGUCCCGUGCAUAAAAAUCAUUUUAACAAAAAAUGAUACGAACGUGGACAAAAAGGAAGUAGGCUACCAAGCACCUUUAGAUGAUAAGGACGUCAAUGUCAUGACUCCUGAUCAAAUACUGAAGGAGAAGUCCUACAGACGAAAAUAUAGAACAGGUCGAGGUGGAGACAGAUUCAGAUCUUCCUACCGCAGGAAUUACUAUGAGACCCCUAUGUGGAACAACAGAAGAUUUGAAAAGAGAACUUAAAUAACUAAACAGUUUUAACAAAGUAGUUAUUUAUUUUUUUUUUUCUCCACCAAUCUACACUUCGCAUGUCGCGUAUAGUGCAAAGCAUAUGUCAUAUGCCCGAGCCCUACUCCAUGCAGUAUAUCUCGUAUCGCAUGCCACGCACCGCACAUUGCAUAUGGCACACCGCGCACUUCAUAUGGCGCACCCCAUAUCGCGCAUCCCAUAUCGCAUGUGGCAGAUCUCGAGAGACGCACGACGGGUCGCAUAUCACGCUUCGCAUACCGCACAGCGAAAAAUGCGCACGGCUUAUCGCGCUGGCACACCUAGCGCAAGGCACAUCGCGUAGACCACACCGCAUUCAUUACGUAUAUCACACUGCAUCCAUCGUGUAUACCACACCGCAUCCAUCGUGUAUACCACAUCGCGCACCACAUCUCAUCCAUCGCGUGUACCACAUCGCGUACCACACCGCAUCCCGCGCAUCCCGUAUCGCAUUCCUCAUAACGCAUAUUCCAGCCCCCCAUUUCCACACGUCAUGGUUCUCCAGCCCCCCGCCUUAAGCAUUUAUUUUU